Chaetura pelagica (chimney swift) is the source of this 270-nucleotide messenger RNA. RefSeq names its product family with sequence similarity 89, member A (gene FAM89A). NCBI's taxonomy places the organism in Eukaryota, Metazoa, Chordata, Aves, Apodiformes, Apodidae. The transcript has 2 exons. The record is from RefSeq and is a predicted model, not a curated record.
AUGCGGUUCCCCCCGGCGAGCACCUUGCGAUUGAACGCUGAUGCGGAUGUUGGUGCUUUGCUGGUGCCAGAUGCCGUGGUCAUGGUUGGCCUUCGGCAGCUGGAUAUGUCAUUACUGUGUCAGCUGUACUCCCUGUAUGAAUCCAUUCAAGAAUACAAAGGUGCCUGCCAAGCUGACUCCAGCGCAGACUGCACGUACGCUCUGGAAAAUGGUUUUUUUGAUGAAGAGGAGGAGUACUUCUAGAAGCAGGAAAAUUCACCUCCAGGCUGA